This is a messenger RNA of Anopheles marshallii, 1086 nucleotides long. It is a transcript of the gene Ugalt, whose product is annotated as UDP-N-acetylglucosamine transporter. The record is from RefSeq and is a predicted model, not a curated record. Lineage: Eukaryota; Metazoa; Arthropoda; Insecta; Diptera; Culicidae. The coding region runs from base 1 to 1086 and encodes 361 amino acids. Gene Ontology annotation, biological process: pyrimidine nucleotide-sugar transmembrane transport. Gene Ontology annotation, molecular function: UDP-galactose transmembrane transporter activity. Gene Ontology annotation, cellular component: Golgi membrane. The transcript is spliced from 2 exons.
AUGAAGGUGACUGCUGCGCAUAGCAACAACCUGAAGUACCUUAGCCUCGUCACACUCACGCUGCAGAAUGCGAUCCUUGGGCUCAGCAUGCGUUACGGCCGCACGCGACCGGGCGACCUUUUUCUCAGCUCCACUGCGGUUGUGAUGGCGGAGGUGGUAAAGCUGGUUACCAGUCUGUUCCUCGUGUAUUUGGAGGAGGGAAAGCAUCUGGGCCGGCUGCACGCCGCACUGCAUCAAACGAUCGUGAAGCAACCGCUCGAUACGCUCAAGAUCUGCGUACCGUCCAUGCUGUACAUCAUCCAGAAUAACCUGCUGUACGUGUCGGCAUCGCAUCUGGAUGCGGCCACGUAUCAAGUCACCUAUCAGCUCAAGAUACUCACCACGGCGGUGUUUGCGGUGCUCAUUCUGCGCCGCCGUCUACUGCCCACCCAAUGGGCCGCUCUCGUCUUCCUGGUGGUGGGUGUCGCCAGCGUACAGCUGGCACAGACCAGCGAGGACGGUGGUACGGCUGCGACCCGUCAACAAUCAAUGCCACCCGGCGAUGGACCCGCACAGAACCGACUGCUCGGCUUCAGUGCGGCGCUCGGUGCCUGCUUCCUAUCAGGGCUGGCCGGUAUCUACUUCGAGAAGAUGCUCAAAGGUGCAGACAUCUCCAUCUGGAUGCGGAACAUCCAGCUGAGCCUGCUCUCGCUGCCGUUCGGUUUGCUAACGUGUGCGGUAAACGAUGGCGCGCAGCUCGCCGCCCAUGGGUUCUUCUACGGCUAUGAUGGAUUUGUCAUCUAUCUGGUCAUCCUGCAAGCGGUCGGUGGUUUAAUUGUGGCCGUGGUCGUCAAAUAUGCGGAUAACAUUCUCAAGGGUUUCGCCACCUCGCUCGCCAUCAUCAUCUCUUGCGUUGUGUCGAUCUACCUUUUCGAUUUCAGCCUUUCAUUACAGUUUACCGUCGGUGCGGCGCUGGUAAUUGGUUCCGUUUUCCUGUACGGUUACGACCCAGCGUCCAAGGGUGCAAAGUCAAUACUGAGCGGCACACGGACAACGCCCAAGAGCCUAGCCGAGGCGGAAGAGCGGCUGCUUGCGGAAAAGGUUUAG